Molecule: messenger RNA, 1362 nt
Organism: Anopheles cruzii
Lineage: Eukaryota; Metazoa; Arthropoda; Insecta; Diptera; Culicidae
Product: transcription factor LBX1-like
Exons: 2
Coding region: 1-1362 (453 amino acids)
Biological process (GO): regulation of DNA-templated transcription
Molecular function (GO): DNA-binding transcription factor activity, RNA polymerase II-specific; DNA binding
Source: RefSeq, a predicted model, not a curated record
AUGAACCCCAAACCCUCCGAGCGGCCCAUGUGUCAGACGGGCACGUGGGUUCGUGGCUCCGCGUCGCCUUCGCCCAGCGAUGGUGGCCAUCAGCGCGAGCGAAAGGAACCGCCCAGCUUCUUCAUCGAGCGGCUACUCGGCGUAUGGUCCGGGUCCGGAUCGUCCGGACGAAAGCUGGAAGACCGCGAUCCGGAACCGCGACCAGUCGCUGUUCCGGAUCUGCCUACGACCCGAUUCCGAUCGACUCCCGGUACGACGACCACGUCCUCUUCGUCCUCUCCGGUGACCAGCUCCGGCUCGUACAUCGAGUGUCUCGAGUUCGGAGAGGACGAGAAAGAGCCGGCAGGCCCGGGUUCAAGAAGCCCAGGCCGAGCACCGUUGUUAACCACACAUUCAACCACACCGCUACCGCCAGCGCCGCCGCCGCUGCGGACCACCGUUCAAAUGCCGCCCAGUUGCGGUGAAGACUUCCGGGACUUUCGGACGUACUCGAGCGCGAACGCCAUCGCCAGCUGGCUGUACCAGAAGCAGCACCAGCAGCACCAGCACCAGCACCAGCACCAGCAUGGUACCUCGCGGACCAUUCGGGAGUGGCAACUUCGCCAGCUGGACCUGGACGCGGUGCCCAAGGAAGCACCGUACGGUGGUGCACUGUACGGAUCCAAGAUCACCAAGCGCUACCGGAAGCAGAACCGUGAUCGAAAGCCCCGGCAGGCGUAUACGGCGGUGCAGCUCGAGCGGCUUGAGGAGGAGUUCAAGAAGGACAUCUACGUGAGCAUCAGCAAGCGAUCGGAGCUGUCCCGUUGUCUGAACCUCACCGACACGCAGGUGAAGACCUGGUUCCAGAAUCGGCGGACCAAGUUCAAGAAGCAGACCCACUCGCGCAGCAAAAUGCUCGAGCGGACGAUGCACGCCCGGAUGCAGCACGCGGACAGUAUGCGCCGCUGGCUGCUCCAGCCUCCGUUUGGUGGCGGCGGCGGAGGUGGUGGAGCUGGUGACGGGAGCUUCCAGGUCGUACCGACCGGUAUGAUCUACAUCCCGCGUACCGGGCACGCCCACGCGAGCCUAGCGACACUCGUACCGCCCCGGCUGCCGCCCGCCAGGUACAUGGCCCUGGCCGGGUCCUACUACUCCGGCUCCCCGCAACACCCUCCCCAACGUGCCUUGCCGACGUUACUGAUCGGAGCAUCCGUGGUGGCAGCAGCAGCUGCAGCAGCGGCAGCAGCAGCAACAGCAGACGAGCCAGUCGCCACCAGCCACCAUCUCCUGCGACCAAACCAAAGCCACCUGGCGGCGGCUGUCGAGUGUGCGGGCCCCCCCGAACCCCCAAAAGUCUCGCCGUCGCCAGACACGACACACUGA